GUAGCUCUGAUAAGACUAAGAAAAGUUGAUUCGGAGCUUAGUGGAGCGGAGCCGAGGAGAGUAGGCAGAAGCCGAGUGGAGCAGGACACCACGAGGGAGCCAUGGAGAAUGAGUACAAGUAUGAGGAUUAUAAGAAAACAGCUGAGUGGCUUUUAUCCCUCACUGAACAUCGGCCCCAAAUAGCAGUGAUCUGCGGUUCUGGAUUGGGGGGGUUGGCAAAUAAAGUGACCCAAUUGCAGGCCUUUGACUACAGUGAGAUACCCAACUUCCCUCAGAGCACAGUACCAGGUCAUGAAGGGCGAUUGGUAUUUGGAUACUUAAAUGACAAAUGCUGUGUGAUUAUGCAGGGUCGAUUCCACAUGUAUGAAGGCUAUGCACUCUCGAAGGUGGCAUUCCCUGUGCGGGUUUUCCAACUUAUGAAUGUGCAUACGUUAAUUGUCACCAAUGCUGCUGGUGGACUGAACCCCGAAUAUGAAGUUGGGGAUAUUAUGCUGAUCCGAGAUCAUAUCAACUUGGCAGGUCUCAGUGGCCAAAAUCCACUCAGAGGACCCAAUGAUAGAAGAUUUGGAGAAAGGUUUCCUCCCAUGUCUGAUGCUUAUGAUCGAAUUUUGAGAGAGAAGGCCCAUGGUAUAUGGAAAAAAAUGGAUCAACAACGACCACUUCAUGAAGGAACAUACGUUAUGGUGGGAGGCCCCAGCUUUGAAACCAUUGCAGAGUGUCGGUUUCUGCAGAAAAUAGGGGCUGAUGCUGUGGGCAUGAGCACGGUGCCAGAAGUGAUAGUGGCUAGACAUUGUGGCCUUCGGGUCUUUGGAUUCUCCCUCAUUACAAACAAAUCAAUCUUGGACUACGAAACCCAUGAGACUGCCAAUCAUGAAGAAGUACUGAUGGCUGGGCAGGAGGCCGCCAAGAAGUUGGAAGAAUUUGUCUGUAUUCUUGUGAAAAACAUUCAUCCACCAUCCGAAAAGACUUUUUGACCUUUCCUUCCCUGCUGCCUACUUUUCAUUCCAGAUAGUGACCACUUCUAAUCCUUGCUGAGCCACUUAGCUCCCUGAUAGAAGAACUGGGUAUUUCAUCUCCUUGGAAUAUCUACUCAUCCUAUUAGACCUCCCCCUCCCCCCAAUGUUAUCUAAUUCUCUUUCUUAUUCCUUUGGUCCCUUCCCUCUAAAGCUGGAUCAUUCCAUUGUAAUUCCUAACCCACAGACCACAUUCUUCAUUCCACCUCUAGUGGAUGUGAGGAUUAAGCCCACAUUGCACUAAAGCUGCUGCUAAUAAUUUGAAAGGACUACUAUUCUUAAUAUUCCCUGGGGCAUAUUCUCUGCAAUGCUAUGACUUCUGAGACUUUGGUCCCAGACCAGUGUGUUUUACAAAUAGUACUAUGCAGGAAUAAAAAGAUAGCCAGAAAAAAAAAAA
This is a messenger RNA of Monodelphis domestica (gray short-tailed opossum), 1410 nucleotides long. Lineage: Eukaryota; Metazoa; Chordata; Mammalia; Didelphimorphia; Didelphidae. The record is from RefSeq and is a predicted model, not a curated record.